Messenger RNA from Pomacea canaliculata, 2728 nucleotides. RefSeq names its product mitogen-activated protein kinase kinase kinase 7-like. NCBI's taxonomy places the organism in Eukaryota, Metazoa, Mollusca, Gastropoda, Architaenioglossa, Ampullariidae. Gene Ontology annotation, molecular function: MAP kinase kinase kinase activity; ATP binding; magnesium ion binding. Gene Ontology annotation, biological process: protein phosphorylation; positive regulation of canonical NF-kappaB signal transduction; JNK cascade. The transcript is spliced from 21 exons. Bases 128 to 2323 code for a protein of 731 amino acids. The record is from RefSeq and is a predicted model, not a curated record.
AUUUCCCUUUACUUCCUGUAUGUUUAGACACGAUGAAGCAGACAACUUGAUAACUUUUUACCUGACCAGAACUUUCACAUUAUCUCCACGAAUGGGGAGAAUUCUUUAAAAGUUACUUCAGCUGAAGAUGGAUACUACAGCAUUUGUUGAAGAGAUCGAUUAUCGGGAGCUCGAGUUUGGAGAGAUUGUUGGCAAGGGAGCAUUUGGUGUAGUUAGCAAAGCAAGAUGGAGAGGGAAAGAUGUAGCUGUGAAGAGAAUCGAGACAGAGCAGGAAAAAAAAGGAUUUAUGCAGGAACUAAAGCAGCUCUCACGAGUCAGCCAUCCCAACAUUGUAAAGCUAUAUGGAGCAUGUCGUGAGCAGCCUGUUUGUCUUGUAAUGGAGUAUGCUGAAGGUGGAUCUUUGUAUAAUGUUUUACAUGGGUCAGGCCCACAGCCUCAUUACACUGCUGCCCAUGCCAUGAGCUGGGCACUUCAGUGCGCACGUGGUGUGGAAUAUCUUCAUGGCAUGAAACCAAAGGCACUUAUCCACAGAGAUCUGAAACCUCCAAAUUUGUUGCUGAUACAGUUUGGCACUGUCCUGAAGAUUUGUGACUUUGGUACAGCCUGUGAUAUCCAUACAUACAUGACAAACAACAAAGGAAGUGCUGCAUGGAUGGCACCCGAAGUCUUUGAAGGUUCCAACUACAGUGAGAAAUGUGAUGUGUUUAGCUGGGGUAUCAUUCUCUGGGAGGUUUUCACUCGCCGCAAACCAUUCGAUGAAAUUGGUGGACCAGCUUUCCGCAUUAUGUGGGCUGUACACAGGGGCAAACGACCUCCAUUAAUACAAGGGCUUCCCAAACCCUUGGAAGUGUUAAUGACCAAAUGCUGGUCAGGAAAUCCAGCAGAAAGACCUUCUAUGUCAGAGGUUGUGCGCAUUAUGUCACAUCUGUUUCAGUUUUUUCAUGGUGCUGACCAGCCACUCACAAUACCAAGAAACAGCAAUAGUAUGGAAGAUGACAAUGAUGUCAGCAUUCCUCAGUCUCCACUGUCCUACCAGGCUACUCCUACUAACAAUGUUCACCUAGCUAGCCCUCCUUUAGGCGAGUCACGUGCUGGAACGAUAAGUGACACCAUCCGCUACAACCAUGAAGGGGAGGUUCACCACCGAUACCAUGCAGGUACUUAUUUCAUCAUCAGUGGCUUUUUGGAUACAGAUACCUGGCCCUGGCCAGCAGCUAUCCAGAUGAGUUACACAACCACACUUGCACAAAACCUUGCAACAUUCUUUGAAUUCCCACACAUAUAUUCUACUGGACAGUAUGUCUAUGAACGUCCUCGUGGUCAAAUGAGUGCACCUCCUUCACUUGCUGCCAGUCGUGAAAGUUUGAAUGAAGCUCGAUCAAGAUCUGGUACACCUGUUGACUCCUCCAAGCGGUACUCUGCAGACUUUUCACAGUUAGAUGAGCAUGACCAGUCAGCUAUCCCACCACAGAAAGUGCUAGGUCAUCGUAGAUCAGGCUCACAGGGCACAACUCCUAUAUAUGUCACUGCAGGUUCCAUGCCACCACCCCCUCCUACAGCAUUUGGAAGAGGUCUGGGGCGGCAUGCAUCCUAUGAGCAUUUGGUCCCAUCCACUAAAGCACCACCCCCUAGUAUUGUUAUCACUCCGUCAGUUCACAGCCAUCGGCGCAUUGGCUCCGACGAAUAUGCACGCAUUGCAGCUAUGAACAGCUCAAGUCAGGCUGUCAAUGUGAACAAUCAAGACCGAAACUCAGGUGUUCACCACUGUCCAACCUACCCAGGGGAGCUAAACCAUUUCAGCCCAGCCACCUCACCUCCUCUUCGUUCAGUUUCCUACCAACCCCAGUCUACUGAGCCUAUCAAUCUUAUGCAGCGCAUUGGCUCAACAUCACUAGAGCACAUUUAUCAUCCUUCCAACACCCCUGUUAAAGAGGGGCAGAGCACUGCCUAUGCAAAUAUACUUGGGGGUCACUCGGAGUCAUAUUCAUAUUUUCUUCUGGAACCUCAUCUGCAGCCUCUUGCACCAUAUCCCACCAACCCUGAAUCUAUGAACAUUUUUGACCAGCAUGUCCAGCUAGCCCAGGAGUACUUGAGAGUACAAGCUGAAAUCGCUGUGUUGACACAGCGGAAACAUGAACUGACCCAUGAGAUGGAACAGGAGGAGAGUCAGCAUAACAGCUCACGGAUUGCAAAUAUUGAAGAAUAUACACGCCUGUCUUCAGAAAAUGAAAGCCUAAUGAGUGUCCAUCGGGACCUCAAAACGCAGGUGGAGUCAUAUCGCAAGGCCACCAACAAACGCUAUGGAGCGGCAGUCAUGAACUGAGUGUGUUUGAGAGCCACUUUAUUACAACUGAUAACUUGCUGAAUUGUCAGGAAUAGUGUUCAUCACAGUCUUUGUAAAUAACACUAUUAUCCUUGGAAAACCAUUUAUUGUACAAAGAAAACUGGCUUUAUAAUUUUUAAUAAAGAGUUCUGGAGAAGAGCCCUUAUUUAAACUGUCUAUACACUGUCUGAUUUGACUUUUGUGUGGUGAAUUUAAUUGUUUAGGUGUUUUAAUCUGACAUUGUUGGAAAUAAUUGUCAGACAGCUCUGUUAGGGGCCUUACAUGAAAUUCAGUAUUUUUGUAAAAGAUUUCAUUCUGUGACUAGUAAUGUGAAUAGGAGGGUAGGAUAUAUGUCAUGGAAGAUAUCUAAUUCUUACCAGUAAAACAUUUUGUUUUUAAGACUGA